GUUCUUUAUUCUACAUCAAUUUCAUAAAAGUUACAUACUUAAAAUAGAGUUUCAUCGCCAAUAAGACUUUAUACGUUACAUAUAUUGCUUAAUACAACACUAACAAUACAAAUUGCAACAAUAAUAUUGAUGAUAAUAUUCAUAUUAAUUGAUAAGCACAAAACCUCUACAUCAUUUAUUCUAUAAUACGCGUUUUUUUCACAAAUUAUUAAUUGUGGUUUUGAGCCUGUGUCUCUCCUGUGUCUCAACUAAGGCUGGAAGCAGCCUCUCUCGUAAAGUACCAAGAUAAACCAACAUUGUGGACAGACAUACUGGAUAAAGUGACCAUCCUGUGUGAAGUUGCCAAGAUGAAGAUUUAUCAAUUCAAACUGGAAACGUUGUUAAUAUGUACGGGAUUACUUUUGAGUGCAUUACCUCAGGUUUGGAGCAUGACCGUAAAGACUGAAGUAUCCACCAGUAACCAAGGUCUAGCACAAUAUCCCAAAGAAAUUUCCAUCUUCAAUCGGUCCCACACCCUGCUGCAACAAUCCUACAUACAAUCAACUGAUUUCUCAUUAAAAUCUAAUUUAGUGACCACCAUACGGUGGGAGUUUGUCGAUGAUUAUGGAGUAUGGGGAGUUAUGUUUGACUCCUUCUCCAUCCCAUACACUGAUCACUGCACCUCAGACUAUUUCUCAAUUUGGGACGCAUCCGGACGCUGUGAUAAUCUAAAGACUGUAUUUUGUGGCAACCGCAUACCCGAGACGUUUAUGUCAUGUAGCUCAAAGAUUUUUGUUGAGUACCAUUCUAAUUCUCCAUCAGAAAUCACAAACUUUAAAUUCAGAGUUGAGCCUGGACAUAACAAAGAUGCUGUAUUAAAGCGCUUUGAGAAAGGUUUUGUUAUGUCAAGGAACUCUGAGAAGGAAAGAGUGGCCAUGUCCAGUGAAGAGGAAAAAGUUGUCAUCAUCUCACUAUCUGUCAUCCUUCCUUUGGCUCUGGCAGUUCUUGUUAUACUAGCUUUUAUUCUGGCCAGACACACUCGACAGGAUAAAACCAGUUCCCAAGAAACCAUCCUUCCUACACAAUGUCCUUCUUCCAAAAAGUAUGUUCACACCGGAAAUGAGAAGGACUCGACAGUAGUGAAAUUAUUUGUUGAUACAGAUAAAAAGCUAGUAAAGACAAACAAGGUUCGUCUCCAAGACCCGAAAAACGAAAGAGUUCCCUUGAACAGCUAUGCAGACAUGCCAUUAAAUAUCUGUUCAACAGUUGCAUUAAAUGACGUGCCAGAAGAGGAUGUAGACUUUGAAGAGAGGCCAAAUGGUUACCUUGGUCUUAUGUAAAGUAUCAGCACUGACACCUACAUCACUUACAUUAACACCAAUGCCACUACUACAACUACUACUACCACCAUAACUGCAGAAUUCUUUUCCUUUUGCUGGAUUUGAAAUCCAAUACAAACCAAGAACUGAUAAUAAACAGCAACAACAAAAACAAAAAACAGGGAAGGGAUUGUUGUUUAGUUGUAAGCUAAUUUUCUGUUUUGUUUUCUCCCUGAGGGACGAGGCAGGCAGAGAGGGUAUUGUUAGUCUUGGCCUCUCUGCGCCCACAUACAUGCAAAUGUAUGUCUUGUGGCCUCCUGACACAUGUUGGAUGUUAAACAUAGGAUACCACCAUCAGUAAGACUCCUGUAGCCUUUCACUUACCAGUCUGUUCAUAAUAGUUCCACCAAGAUUAGAGCCUUUUUCAGUUUAUUUUUAAAUAGGUGUUCUUUCUGAAAUGGAUAUUUCUUCAGUGAUUUCUAUCAAGAUGUAAUUUUUCAAGAUAUAAUUAAUCUAGAACUAAAUCUGUUCAUAUCUAACUUCUUCCUGAUGUACUUUUAUCUCAAUGUUACUUUCCCCGAUAUAUCUUUAUCUAGACGUUAGUUCACCCAGAUGUAUCUUUAUAUAUAUGAUAGUUCAUCUAGACGUAACCUUAUCUAAUUGUUAUCCCAUUAAGAUGUACCUUUUAGUCCAUCUAGAUGGAACUCUGUAUUAUCUGAAAUUCAUUGUGGUUUUCCAAAAAAUAUUAUAAAUGAAAGAAGAUGGCCAAUAACACAAUCAUUCACCUCUCAAUUACAUUACCACAGCUACAUCACAUAUACUUUACCGUUAUAUCAUUGUAUUGCAGCUACUUCACAGCUAUAUCACAACUAUAAAAUGCAUUUAUAACAAUUGCAUCAUAUCCAUUUCAUAGCUACAUCACUAUAUCAAAACUAUAAUACAUCACAGACAUGUCACUGUAUAAUAAAUUAUAUUAAUAGCUAUUUCAUAGCUGUAUCAUAACUAUGUCAUUACAUCAUAAACUACAUUACAAUGGCAUCAUAGAAGUCCCACCACAAUCUCACAUUGCUCUAUGAAUCUAUGGCAGCAACAUUGACAGCAACAACAAGUGGACUUGUAAAUGUUGUGGCAUUACCACUUGUUAAUACAGAUAUAUUUGAACAAAAUAGAUAAAGUUAAGUUUAGAGGAAGAUAAUUACUUAAAUACUCUGUUAAUCUCAUCAAUAUUAUUGGUGUCCGUAGCUGGCCCCCUUUGACCACUGCUAUUUAGUUCUGCACACGAGCUGAAAGUGCAUAUUAAAAGAUGUUGGUGUGGUCAUUUGUUGUUGGGAUUUUGUUCCCGUAUUAGAAUCUGUGUUUAAACUAAUUAAAUCUUUAUUAUAAUCCUUGCUUCUGUUAUGAACAUUGUUACUGGUGUUUAAUAAAUCACAGAUAUUCAGUUUUUAAGGCAUUGAUGGAGUUGGGUGAACCUCUGAAGAUAACGAACCACAUGUGUAUGUGUAUGUCUCCCUUACUGAUCUACACAUGAAAAUGAUACAUCACAUGUAUGUAUCUCUCCCUCAGUGAACAGUCUUAUGAAGAUGACACGCCAGACAUGUGUAUGUGUGUAUCUCCCUUGAUGAACUGUUCUAUGAAGAUGACAAACCACACGAUAUAUGUGUGUCUGUCUGUGAGUCCUUCAAAAGAACUGUUUCUACACAUCUCUUAUUUGUUUCCAGUGAAUUCAACAUUCAUUAACAUUUUUCUCUAUUGACAUUCACAACAUGCAUUUUUUUUAAAAAAAACAAAACAAAUUAUUUACUUUACUUUUGUUCAUCUGACACAGUUUUUGUUGACGCUUAGAUCGAUGUAUCUGACUCGUCUUAGUGUCUGGCAGACUGUAGUAACGCAAUGGAUUGGCAACCUUUUGAAAACAAGAGAAAAUAGUUGUCUAACUCCCUUAGUGUGAUUAUUAGGGUGAUAGAUUGGCAGAAUUGCUUGAUCAUUGGAAAAAAUGCAUUGCAGUAUUUCUUCUGGCAGUUUACAUUCUGAUUUAAAAUCCUGCUAAAGUCAGCCUUGCCUUUCAUUCCUUUGGGGUUAGUAAAAUAAGGCUCAAGUCAAACAUUGAGUUGAUUUAACUAACUCCACCCCUACUCUUACCCCUAAAUUUGUGGUGUUGUACCUAUGCUAGAAACAAUUAUUACGAUUGUGAUGCUGUGGAUGAUGGAAUUUGGUAAAAUGAGGUCAACUCUGCUUUUCAUCCUUCUGGGAACAAUAAAAUACCAGUGAUGUAAUUGACUGUUCCUUCCCAGCCAAAUCUGUGGCCUUGCACACAUGUUAGAAAUUCUUUUUAUUUUUAAAACCCCGAAGGUGGUAAGCUAGCAGAAUUGUUAGCGUAUUGGAUAAAAUGCUUUGUGGCAUUGCUUCCGGCUCUCUGCAUUUUGAGUUCAGAUUCUGCCAAGGUCUACUUUGCUUUUCAGCUUUCAUAGUCAAUGAAAUAAUAAAGUACCAGUUAAGCAUUGAGGACAUUGUAAUCUCACUAAAAUUGUUGGCCGAAAUUUGAAACCAUUAUUUUUAUAAUUUCUGUCUUCCAAAUUUGCUCAUCGAUCUCAGAUUAAAGUAAAAACACAUUUAACCUCUCUCACUUCUUCAUUUUUCCAUCUAUUUCUUUUUCCCCACCUUGUUCCCAUUCUAGUUCUUAAUGGAUUGGGGGGUGGGUAGGGGACAAAAAAAGAAAAAAAAUGAAGAAACCUCACCAGCCAUGACAACUAAUACAACUCUGUUUCCAUGUUGCUAAACCAAUGUGGACUUACUUUGAAAAAUUUUUAUUCUAUGAAAACAUACAUGUACCUUAACUUUGAUUUCUUGCUGAUGUUUUAUAAGGGUUCAUUCAUUCAAUACAUCAAGACUAAACUCUUAAUGAACAACAACAACAACAACAACUAAUAAUAAUAAUGUUACUAUUUGUAAUGACCAACUGAACUUUGUACCUCAAACUCUUUGUUGAAAGUGUUGUUUCCGAAGAUUAUUCCGGAGUCUUCUCUUUGUUUACAGCAAUUCUUUGUGUUGUUCACAGAAAGGUGAGGAAUCAGCUACAAGGGAGCUUUUAAAGUAAGGUGUUCUAACCAGCUUGCUUGUCUUCCUGCUUGUUUAUCUGCCUCUUUGUCUUUCAUUCCUUCCUACCAUUCACUUCCUGAUGUUAGUAAAAUAAAGUUAACAGAGAGCAUCAGGAAAACAGCCAAUUGAAAAUAAUUACAUAGAAUAACCUCGUCAUGUAAAUGAAUGAACUCUGCAUUACCAACAUCAACAAGGUUUGCAUUUUUAAACAUGGUGACUGACUGCUUUUUGAAACCGAAUUAGAUUCAUCGUGAAUGAUUUCUUUUUGUAAGAUGAAAAAAUAGCAGAAUGACUGUUAAGGAAUGUAAAUGGGACAAAGGCUCCUUUUCUUUUUUGGAUUCUUUGACGAUUUUUAUAUUUUUUAUGGUUUUGUAAGUUGUGUAUAAAACAGGGAAUGGAUAAACUGGGGGUGUAAAAAUGUGAUGUGUUUUUUGGUUAUUAAACCUCUUUCUUCAUUGUCUUUCCAAUUGUUGCAGAAAAAUGUUAGCAUUGAUUUUAAUUUAACCUUAAAUCGAGGAGGAGGGGGUUUCUCAUUGAAAGAUGAUAGUUAUUGAAGACACAGAAAGGAAUAGUGAAGAGCAGUUGAGUGAAAAAGCAGAGGGGACCAUAUAUCAUGUGAUGUACAUAUACAUUAUACAUACAUACAUAUGUAUGUAUGCAUGUGAGUGAGUGAGUGUGUAUGUGUGUACAUGCAUCUGUGUAUAAAUAUGUAUAUAAAAGGCAGGUAUGUAUGUGUGUUUGACUUGGAGAAUUUGAAGUUUGGGCUGUGGGGGAAAAAAAAAGUAAAGAAUGAAAUAUUGGAUAGGGCAAAAAUCAAUCAAAAAUGGAACGUACGGUGGAUAUAGAAAUGACUAUUUGGAGAUACUAAUGAAUGCAUAUCAGUUAGAUUUAGCAGGAGUACAACAAUUAUUAUUUCUAUUAUUAAUUACAUAUACUUAAUGUAUAUAUGCUUCAUAUAUUUUCUGGUGGAGUAUAUACACUCUCAAAGCACUGGGUGUUGAGGUGUUUUAACACCUGGUGGUUUGAAAGUGUAUAAACUCUACCAUGCUACUGCAGCCACCUUGAAAUACAUGAACCAUAUAUGCUAAGUGUAUGUGGUUGAUAGUAUUUAUUAUACUAGAGCUGCUUUUAUUUCAAAAUGAACAGGCUCAUUAAUGAGAAGUUUCACAAUUCGUAGAGAGUAGUGUUUCAUGUUCAUUGUCGACUGUAGUUUACAGUAAUUUCAUUCAGCUUGUUCCGAUCAUUUUCUGAUAAUGCAGCACAAACUGGAAAAUGGCAGACAUUGACAUAAUUGCAUGUGUCUGUGUGUGUGUGUAUAUACAUAUAUAUAUAUAUAUAUAUAUCAUCAUCACCAUCAUCAUCGUUUAACGUCCGCUUUCCAUGCUAGCAUGGGUUGGACGAUUUGACUGAGGACUGGUGCAACCGGAUGGCUACACCAGGCUCCAAUCUAAUUUGGCAGAGUUUCUACAGCUGGAUGCCCUUCCUAACGCCAACCACUCAGAGAGUGUAGUGGGCGCUUUCACGUGUCACCCGCACGAAAACGGCCACGCUCGAAAUGGUGUCUUUUAUGUGCCACCCGCACAAGAGCCAGUCCAGGGGCACUGGCAACGAUCUCGCUCGAAAACCCUACAAGGCCAGUCAGGCGGUACUGGCAACGGUCACGCUCAGGAUGGUACAUCUUAUGUGCCACCUGCACAAGAGCCAGUCCAGAGGCACUGGCAACGAUCUCACUUGGCUUGCCGGGUCUUCUCAUACACACACACACACAUAUAUAUAUAUAUGGAGGUUGGUUGAAAAGUUCAUAGGCUGAUUGAGAUACUCAUAGAAUAUGACCAAAUAAGGCUAAUUUUUCAACGCAGUCCUCCUUGUGUUCCACACACUUCUUCCAUCAGUGUUGCAGCGCUUGGAUCCCAUUGGUGAAGCAGGUUAGGAAACCUUCAAGGAAACCAGUUGGAUCUGCCUCAAACAAUGUCAGAUUUUCCUGUGAUGUGACCAGCCUGGUACACUUCUGGUCAGGUGUCAGAAGAUGUAGUACCCAGCAAGCAGAAAAACCUUCAUCAUGCACAAAUUCAUUGUGCAGAAUAUUCUCAACUCCCUCAUGGGAUAUAUUAAUAGCAUUGGCUAUUUGAUUUAUAGACAGUUGCUUGUCAUCCCUCACCAUGUAGUGAACACAAUGUUUUCUUUGGUGGUGACAGUUGCCAGAACAUCCAGACCUUGGGUCAUCCUCAAGACCUCCCCCACCAAAUUCAGCUACCUACAUUUGCUCUGUUCAUAAAGCUAGUGUCAUCUAACGCAGCAACUCAUAUCAGCAUGAAUGUCCUUGGGGGGCUGAAGUCUUUUUCUGCAGGUGCUCGAUAACACCACGAUGCCAAAUAUUGUCCAUUUUCAAGAGAAGUUGGUACUAGUUACUAUUGAAGUCUUCUCUGAACAGUCACAUGUCAGUUUACUGGGAAGAAACAAUGCAGUUAUUAAGAGGAAGAGGGGAAAUGAAUGUAAGUAAGAUUUCUCAGCUCGAGCAUCACUCCCUCAUCGUCAGCCCAUGAACUUUUCAGUGUGUAUGUGUAUGUGUGUACUCUUAGUGAAAAGUGGUGAAAUGAAGCUCUUACCUGUAUAUGUAUAUACGUGUGUGUGUGUGUGUGUGUGUGUGUGUGGAGAUGCACAUAGCAGUGUUGGUGUAUAUAUAUUUUUCUCCAUAUCUAAAUGCACUGCUCCCCCACCACAACUGCUUAUUUCCAAUUUCAACUGUGAUGUUAUGAAUGGCAGCAUAUCUUGAUAAUCGGGUUUUUAUUUUUUAAUUUUUUUUUUGUAUGAUGAUGAGUUGGAGGACAAUGAUGAUAAUGAUGACGAUGAUGCUAUGACUUUCAAAACGUGCUAAGUUCCAUGUAUAUAAAUAUACACGUUUUCUUUAUAAAAAUCUUGUUCAUUGUCUAUGUAUAUAUGAAUAUAUUUGUCAAAUGCACUUCCUUUGAAUGAUAUGUAAAGUAUUUGAGGUGUCAAGCUACAUACACAUAUACAAGGUGUGGUGAAUGAAUUGUCUAAAUUACGCAAAAAUGAAAGUAACACUCUCAUCUUAUUUUAACAGAUAUAUUUAUCAAAAUUACAUAAAAAUAUCUUGAAAUACUAAUGACUAAAUUUAUUCGAUAGAAUUGCCAUUGGCUUCAACCACAGUCUCCAGACGACUUUGGAAUCUCCUGCAACUCUUCUGGAUGGUCUCCUUGUUUGAGUUGGUGAAUGCUGUCAUAAGCCUUGCUUUCAGAUCAUCUUUGGUAUUAACAAGGAGUUUUGUUGAUCUCUCACUCAACUGCGCCCCACAUAUAAUAAUCAAAGUAGGCUGCAGUCUGGGGAAUUAGGUGGCCCCAGAUGUUAGGGGUGGUGUGAUCGCAGAAAUUGUCUGACAUCCAUGACUGGGUUCUCCUACCUGUUAGCAGACAUAGGCUCUUCCAGCAGCUACCCAUUUGACCCAGGGCAGCAUUACCUCCUCCAGGCACUUGAUGUAGGCCUCCAUGUUAAGUCUGAGGCCUUGUGGGAAGAUAAAUGGAGGCAUAACGUCGCCAUCACUAGUGAUCACUCCAAACACCAUGUUGUUUGAUUUUUAUCACUCUUGGUACAUGUUUUGGGGACAUGGCAAGCCAACGGCUGUUCUGUGUGUUUACCAUCUGAUCCUAGCAGAAAUCUUUCUCGUCUCAGAAAAACCAAAGCAUGUUCGGUUGGAGGGUAUGCUUGAGUUUGUUCAAAAGCUUUUGUAGCAUGGUCUUUCCUCUUGUCCUUGAUGGCUUGGGAUAAACAUUGGACCUUUCUCAUCUUGUAUGAGGAAUACCGAAUAUCUUCAUGCACUACCUGCCUGAUAAGAAACCCAGACACUCCCAUGUGUCUGAGUUGGACCUGGCGAUGGACUUGAUUGACUUGAAGGGAUCGUUGUCAAUCAUGGUCUGGAUCUCGCCAACAAAUUCAGUAAUUCAUUUCUUAUCAGUACAAUCAGAGUGAGUUUUCCAAGCUGCUGUACCUUUGUAAUCACCAUUAGACUCAUCAAACUCUUUCCAAAUCCUCUGCACUGUUCUCAGACUGACAUCCAAACACUCUGAAGUGUUCGUAGUGGAGCUUCUGGCACGAAUGGCAAGCAGUACAGUAUGUCAUUUCAAAAUUUCUGGCAGAGUGAAGUGCGUCAUGGUGCUGUUUUUCUCACAGACGGUGCCCAACUGACCCUACGAUACUGUGUAGUUGACAUUCAUGAAAUUAACAAUAUAAAAUGGUGACAAUUUAUCCAUCGCACCCUGAAUAUUAUACACACAUAUGUACAAACAUCAUAGCCUUUAUUUUCUAGAUACACUUGUUCAGUAUUUCCCCCAAUGCUGCAUGCCUUCUCUUCAAUACAGUCUCUUACUCCCUUGUCUUCUAAGUAGAAAGAUAGACGAUCAUACCAUGUUAUGGCUAUUAAAACUAACCCCUUUGAUCCCUUUCUGCCAUAGUAAAGGUCUCUGAGUAGAAACAAUAUUGAUCUGUCUGUCUAAUACACACACACACACUCACAUAUGUUAGUCAGAUUUCAUAAUCGCUGAGGUUGUGAAAUGUUGAGUUUUAUCAAGUACCACAAAUGAAUAAAAUUAAGCUCUAUUUUAAAUCCUUUAUUUGUCAUUUGGAGAGUCAAACUUACUUUUAGUCCAUUAUUUGUCAUCAGUUUUUUUUUUGUUUUUACUAUUUGGUUCAACAACAGAACCCCUUUCUGUGAUAUUUUCAUUUUAUUCAUUACUUCUUUUUAUGUUGUAUUGUUUUGGGUCCCUGGCGUGGAUUAAACUCCCGUAAACCAAAAUUUCUUUCUUCUAUCAUCAAUUACCGUAUCUUUCACUCUCUGCUUUCUUUUCUUUCUAUAUUUAUUAUCUUUGGUCCCUGGCGUGGAUUGACACCCCGUAAACCAAAAUCCUUCUUUUAUCACCAAUUUUUUUUCCUGUAAUGUCUUUGGUCCCUGGCGUGGAUUCAAUUCCCGUAAACCAUUAUUUAUUAUUUCAUCACACACACACACACACAUGCUACUAUAUACAUUUUACUAACCCAGAUAACAACUGUCUCUCCAACAAACCUAAAAUUCUAUGUCUAUAGAGAGAGUACAAGCAACUUACUCCGCCUUUAGAUAUUUAUAAAUAAAUAUUUUACAUCCCCUGUUAUUGUUAAUGAACGCUAGAUUUGUGUGGAAUAUUGAUUACUGAUGUAAAACAUGGCUAUGUUGUAUAUUACUGUUAGCUAUAAGUGCAGGCAUGGCUGCAUGGUAAGAAACUUACUUCCCUACCACAUAAUUUCACGUUCAGUCCUACUGUGUGGCACCUUGGGCAAGUGUCUUCUACUAUGGUUCUGGACCGACCAAAGUCUUGUAAAUGGAUUUGGUAGAUGGAAACUGAAAGAAGCCUUUAUGUGUGUGUUCCUCACCACUGUUGACAACUGGUGUUGGGUUGUGUACGUCCCUGAAACUUAGUGGUUCAGUAUAUAUAUAUACAUAUAUACGACAGGCUUCUUUCAGUUUCAGUCUACCAAAUUCACUCACAAGGCUUUGGUCGGCCCGAGGGUAUAGCAGAAGACACUUGCCCAAGUUGCCAUGCAAUGGGACUGAACCAGGAACCAUGUGAUUGAGAAGCAAGCUUCUUACCACAUAGCCACACCUAUUCUGAUCAUUUGUUAAUUGUCAUAGAUUCAGUUGAUACAACUUAGCUUAGCUGUCGUCCUUUCUCUUUAACGUAACAGUAGAAAGCUGUUCUACUGGAACCGUCUCCGCAAAUACUUCAAACAAUAUCAUUCAAACUGCAUUCUAAUAUAUAUUUUGUAAUUAAAUAAUAUUUUUUUUUAAAUUGCCCUUUCUUUUUGCUAUUUUUUCAUCAUUUAUACUGCUGUCACUGAAGAUAGAUCUUGUAUACCAAGAUAUCACAUGGGAUGAUGGCAAAACUUCCUAGUUUCAUGCCCUGUAACAUCUCAUUUGACAAAUUAUCUUCAGUGACCGAAUAAUGUUUUGUCUUUUGUUUUUUCUUUCUUACCUAACUGCUCAUUGUUUUAAUUGAACUUUGUUUUUUUGAAGCUUGUAUUUAUGUUCAUAUUAAUGAGACAUACAAGCUUAUGUUGUGUAUACAUUGAUGUAUUUUAUAACAUGUAUGAAUAUUGCUAUUGAUGAAAUAUAUAUAUGUAUAUACACUGCUAUCUCUAUCAUAUGGAACAUGUACAUAAUUGCUAUAAAUGACAUACAUACAUGCAUGUUGUGUAUACUAUAGCCUAUACGCCAUAAUUUAAUCAGUGAAGCAGAUGGAGAAGGAAAACAAAUGACAUACAUUAUUCUUACUGUCUGCUUCACUAGUUAUGGACUGAAAACUGCUCAGAUGUUUUUUUUUUUUAAAUAUUUUAUUUGGAUGUAAAUCAAUAAAUAUAUGUCAGUGUAAAUUA
This is a messenger RNA of Octopus bimaculoides (California two-spot octopus), 10811 nucleotides long. RefSeq lists its product as uncharacterized. The record is from RefSeq and is a predicted model, not a curated record. Lineage: Eukaryota; Metazoa; Mollusca; Cephalopoda; Octopoda; Octopodidae.